Molecule: messenger RNA, 2246 nt
Organism: Paramormyrops kingsleyae
Lineage: Eukaryota; Metazoa; Chordata; Actinopteri; Osteoglossiformes; Mormyridae
Product: hippocalcin-like protein 1
Molecular function (GO): calcium ion binding
Source: RefSeq, a predicted model, not a curated record
GUUGGAGCAGUCCAUUGGAGCUGCCCGGGGCGCUGCAGCUUCGGCUGGGCAUGGAAACGGCGAUCCGCUACGCGGCGGACCGUCUCCUCAAUACACCGUAACGUUCGCUAUCACACAAUAAAAAUUACAUUUCUGCUUAAGUACGUCGUGUUUUUCCUCCCGCGGCUCUUUGUCAAACCUCGACAAAACUUGACAAAAAGGUACAAACCCGUGAAGAUCCAUUUCACUCGGCAACUGUUGCACGCAGAUUAUCGGCUUCAUUGCUUUGUCGUGCGUCUAUUACUUUUAGCCAGUGCAUUCGAUAAUUAUCACAACAGGUUUUUAUUUGUUUGUUUAAUUAAGUUAUAAAGCGAAUAAGGAGGAAAAGAAACUGAUCGGCCAGGAAAGAAGUGGAGUUCAGACUGCCUGCGCCCGGCAGACGGGGCGACGGACUUGCUGGGAUCUGUAGCGGCACUGGUGAGGAGAGCCAGGUGGAAUUAGCAAGUGAGUCAAGUGGAAGAAAAGACCCAACACAGAGGAGAAAGAGAGGAGUAAAGGAGUGAAGAAGAGAGGUGAGGCAGCAGGAUGGGGAAGCAGAACAGCAAGCUCCGUCCAGAGGUGCUGAAUGACCUCCGAGAGAACACGGAGUUCACGGAUCACGAGCUGCAAGAGUGGUAUAAGGGCUUCCUGAAGGACUGCCCCACAGGCCAUCUGACCGUGGACGAGUUCAAGAAGAUCUACGCCAACUUCUUCCCCUAUGGCGAUGCCUCCAAGUUCGCUGAGCACGUCUUCCGCACCUUCGACACCAACGGUGACGGCACCAUCGACUUCCGGGAGUUCAUCAUCGCGCUGAGCGUGACGUCGCGUGGUAAGCUGGAGCAGAAGCUCAAGUGGGCCUUCAGCAUGUACGACCUGGACGGCAACGGCUACAUCAGCCGUGCUGAGAUGCUGGAGAUAGUGCAGGCGAUCUACAAGAUGGUGUCCUCGGUGAUGAAAAUGCCAGAGGAUGAGUCCACCCCAGAGAAACGGACGGACAAGAUCUUCAGACAGAUGGAUACUAACAAUGACGGUAAACUCUCCCUAGAAGAAUUCAUCAAAGGUGCCAAGAGUGACCCCUCCAUCGUCCGGCUGCUGCAGUGCGACCCCAGCAGUGCCAGCCAGUUCUGAGUGGCCAGAUGGUGGGGAGACUGACGGUUUUCGACCCCCCUACAGCACCGUGUCCAGGCCUGACAGCGGCUCCUCACAUGCAGCCAGAACGCCCCUCCAUUCCAGCACCACCGUGAACAUUUUGCAGUCAGAAUUUUCCUGUUUUUUUUUUUUUUUUUAAAUACUUUUAUGAUCAUUGCUGUUGUUACUAACGUUUUGCUUUGUGUUUUGAGGUUACCACUUCACCUCAGUCCAUUCGGCGAUGGCUGUAUCAUCACGGUUGCUCCUCUGGGUCCCGUUCCUGCUGCCAGCUGUGACCGUGUGUGGUUGUGUGUAUACUGACCAUUACGUGCACACACGUGCAAAGUGGUUGACCUUUGGUGUUGCACGCAGUUUGCCCACCAUUUCCGAGGUGCCCCAUUCACAGCACAAUUGCUCCGUGACGCUCGCUGGCCAAUUUGGUGGCGGAUGGCUUUUCGUGGCUGGAUGUCGUCCCGUCCUUUACGGGGAAAGCUCUCAUCGGUUCAUUUCUUACUACUCAAAGGGUAUGGCUUACUGUAACGCCGUUGUCGCUGUUUUGUACUCUGAUGGAAGUCCUUUGCAAUGUUAGUGGGUCUCGGCGAUUCCGUUUAAUGCAGCUGUGGUCAUAACACGGUGAAACCACCCUGGUGUUUGUCAGUUCCUCCAAAGACGCACGUUUCAUCUGAUUAUCUCUCUGCUCCUUUACUCUGAUGCCCAUGAAUUUGCACGAGUGUCCAGUUCUCUCUUUGGGUGUCCUGCAUGCAUCACGACUGGGGGGCCACAAGCUCCCUUUCAUUACAGAUUAAAGGGGAAUGCUUAUGAAUGACAUUCCUUUAAGGAAGCACACUGCGGUGUCAUGGGAACACAGGCAACAGAAUCUGGAGCCUCCGAAAAUGAAAACACAACGUUUUAGAUUUCUCACUCUAUGGCAGUCCCCAGUGAUCCCCCAUGCUGCCCCCACCACAGCUCUGCUGUCACCUAUGCGCCUUACAGUGAGAAUCUCUACAUUCCAGUGUUACGGGAUACUGCAUCUGUUGCUUACUGCCAAGACGUGUAAUUGGAGAGAAUAGUAAUAAUAAAGUGUACCGUUUCCUUGUCAA